Molecule: messenger RNA, 393 nt
Organism: Bombyx mandarina (wild silkworm)
Lineage: Eukaryota; Metazoa; Arthropoda; Insecta; Lepidoptera; Bombycidae
Product: chorion class CA protein ERA.1-like
Source: RefSeq, a predicted model, not a curated record
AUGUGUGCUAUUUCUUUCAUCUUACUCUUCAUUCAGGCUUGCCUGAUCCAAAAUGCUGUCGGUGUCUGUUUAGGAAAGACUGGUAUUAACAAUGCUGUUACCGCACCGUUGGCUGGCGCCGCCAUUGCCCCUGGUAGACUUUGCUAUGAAGGCUGCGGCAGCUAUGGCGGUGUUGGCGUUGGUAACAUCCGCGUGGCUGGCGAGCUGCCCGUGGUCGGUAUCACCUCCGUCGCUGGUCGCGUGCCCAUCGUGGGUACUGUUAAAUUCGAGGGCCCCGCUUGCGCUGGUGGCUGCUACAACAACAAUUCAGGAUUCUCCAAUAUUUUGGACACGUAUCGCGACCGCCAGCAGAGUCUAUCGAAAAUCUUGUUGUUCAGGGAAGACUUGCUAUAG